Molecule: messenger RNA, 4330 nt
Organism: Osmia lignaria (orchard mason bee)
Lineage: Eukaryota; Metazoa; Arthropoda; Insecta; Hymenoptera; Megachilidae
Product: fanconi-associated nuclease 1
Biological process (GO): interstrand cross-link repair
Cellular component (GO): nucleus
Molecular function (GO): flap-structured DNA binding; 5'-flap endonuclease activity; 5'-3' exonuclease activity
Source: RefSeq, a predicted model, not a curated record
UUUCGUUUCAUAUACUUAAAUACUUAUUUAUGUUUAUUUCUCAUAAAUGCAAUACGUUUGUAUAUAAGUGCAAUCUUUUUAUAGUUUUGAAAAGGGUUAAUUUCCUUGAUGUCACUGUUGGUUACUGUAACCACCUAUAUAAUCUCAGUAAUUAGUCACUGCUAAUCUAUAUAAUGGAAGCAUGUAUUUUAUAGAAGUACUUGAGCGUUAUUUCACAGUACAUUUCGUAUUUUUAUUAAUAUAAAUACCUAUAUAUUUGAUAAAAUUGUGUAUACAUAUAUAUGAAACCAUGUUUUAAGUGCAAUGCAUUUGACCGGCAUUUGUUUUGAACUUGUUUGAACUUGCUACAAAUGUGAAGUUUAAUUUCAAGUGAGUAACGCUAUUCAAACCGAAUUAAAUAAAAUAUAAUCGCAUGUUAUUUUUUACUACAUAUACGAAUAAAAACAAAUGCAUUGUAUUUAUAAAUUACGCUAAGAACAUAUAUAAAUACAUAUUAUACACACAUGGUUGUUUGGUCAAAGAGGUUAAUCUAUUUUAUUGUUUAAAAUUUUACAUUUUUGAAGUUGUGAUACAUUUAAAUACCUUUAAUGAAGUAAAAGCAGCAUGUAUGUUGUUAUGCAAUGAAAUUGAUUUAUUGAGAUAAGAAUAAUGUCACAGCAAAGACAUAUUGAUGAGUUUUUUAAAGUAGUAAGUAAUAAACGAACAUCAGGCAUUACAGUGAAAGAUAAACAACGUUUUAGAAGUACACCAUAUUCAAGAAGUAAAAAGAAAAGAUUGAGUUUAACAAAAAAUGUGGAAUCUAACUCAAUGGCAGAUUGCACAAUUAUACAUGAAAACAUUAAUAAUUCAUAUUUAAGUAAUUUAAAAGCUUCUCCAAUUAAGCACAAGACACAAAACAAUGAAUGUGCAUUCUCAAUAGAUGCAGUUGAAGAAAAACUGUCAAAUAAUAACGAAUUGGAAAGUUCCUUAUCCAUUAGUAAAAUAUUAUCAAAUAAUGAGAAUACAGAGUUGAUGAAAACACCAACAAAGAAGAACAAAACAGAUAGCUCUUUAAGCCCUGCCAAAUCAUUAAAGAAGGAACCAAGCACCCCUAAAAACAAUCAUUCAGUAAGAGGUUCUAAUAGUCCUAAAACUGGAAGUAGCCCUAAAAAAUUAAAUUAUUCUCCAAAAGUGCCAUCUGGUAAAUCUCCAAGAAACAGUUGCAAAUCUCUGUUUGGUCAUACCAUAGAUGUUAUCAAAAAUCAAGCAGUUGAACAUAUGAAUUUAGCAAAGCAAGGUGCUAUUUCAUAUAAUUGUUUUAAUCUAGAAGAAAUAUAUUCAAAAGGUGAAUUUGAUUAUCAUUAUAAUCAUGUAAACACUAAAACUUCAGUGAAGUACGAAUCAAGUGAAAUAAUUUCACCUACAGAUUUACAUGCUAAAACUUUGUUCAUUACUAUUUUCACUGUCUUCUCUAAUCCCAUAAAUUGUGGAUAUUUUGAUGAAAAUGAACUGGACUUCGUAUAUUCCAUAAUUACUCUGCCUAGUCAGGCUCAAACAUUGCUGGCACAUAUGAUAAAAAGAAAAAGGACAUGGUUCAGAGGAAAUAAUAUUAAAUAUCCAGAUAUAGCUCCAGAUUUGAAAGACGUGUUUACAACUCUUGUUUCACGAUCUAUCUGUACAUUUAACAUUGAAAAUACAAAUUUAGCUACAAUACUUGAGCUGCUACAAGUGGAUGAAAUUCGUCAGCUUUGCCAGGAUAUGAAUAUUAAGCCUAACGUAAACAAAAAAAAUAACAUAUGUAAAUUGUUAAAAUUAUCGAACACGCAAUCUCUAUUUCCUGGAAUGAAAAGUCCAAGUACAGUUUUAUAUUCUUCAGUUGUUCGUAUGCUCGAUUAUUGUGUAUGCAUUACUGAUAAAACAUGGAAUAUUAUUGAUAAAAUAUUAACGUUGUUAAUACCGAAUCAAGAUCCACAAAUAAGCGUAGCUGAAACAUUUUUUACAUUAUGUAAUAUUUAUGUAGGAAAUGUAACAUUUCCUAACAUUCCUGAGAAACGUUUCCCAAUAUUUUCUUCCAACUUGCAUUUGAUGAGCUAUAUCACAGCUAAAGCAACACUGUCUAUAACAUUACAACUAAUUGACAAAAAGAAGUGGACAGAGGUACAAGACUGUGGUAAAUUAGCCAUAAAUACAUUAUCAAACACGUUAAAGGAAUCAUUUAGGUUAAAAAUUUCCUUGCUUCCACUGCAUGUAAGACGCUAUAUGCCGGUAUAUGUAUGGCUGAAAAUACUUUCUGUGUGUAUAGACGCAUUUAAAAAAGAUAAAGAUAAGACACAAGUAGUGGAAGUUUUACAUUUCUUACUAGAACACGAUUAUUAUAUCCAUACGAAGAAAGGAAAAUGGUAUGCUGAAUUAGCUCUCAUUGAAAUGUAUCACCAUAAAAAUCUAGAAGCUAGUGCAUCGGUAAUAAUGAAAGCCUUAAGCACAGAACACUUAACGCGAGUAGAUAAAGUAGAUCUUAUAGAAAGAGCACAAAGAAUUCUAAAGAAGAAAACUGGACUGAAACCCAUAACAAAACUUAAUAUGAAUAAAACUUUAGAUGAACAUAUUCAUCAGAUGCCGAAAUAUGAUGCUGCAUCUAAUAUUAUAAGUGCUGUAUUGAUGCCUGAAAGUGGUGCAAGAAAGAAGACCAUUUGGUGUAUAAAAAGUAAUGCUAAAGGUCAAAGUUUUGGAUCAGUAGAAACACUUGCAUUGAAUCAUUACUGUGAGAAAGGAUUUUCUAAUGGAUUGCACUGUGAAGGUGCAUUACCAAUUACCUUAUUUUUUACUUUAUUUUGGGAAGAACUAUUUGAUAUACAUGUUCCUGGAACAUUUGUUUCGCCAUAUCAAUACGCUCCAGAUGAUUUAUUUACAGAAGAAUUAUUUUACGAAAAUAGGAAAGAAAGAAUAGACAUGAAACUUCAGAUUGCUAGUAAUUUAAAUUGUUUAGCAUUAAGCACCUUCAUGGAAGAUAAGUUUAAAGUCUGUGUUCAAUAUCAGUCAAUAAUGCCAACAAAUUUACUGAAAGAUAGUCUACAGUUGAAAGAAAUAGUAUAUUGUUUAGGAGUUCAAGGUGUUGUAGGCAUCUGUAGACGACUUGUUGAAAAUUUUAAACUUUGGAAAGCUGGAUUUCCAGAUUUAAUUGUAUGGAAUUUUAAAACCAAAGAACAUAAAAUUGUAGAAGUAAAAGGUCCACGAGAUAGCCUUUCAACAAAGCAACGAUUAUGGUUGGAAUAUUUAAAUCAACUUGGACUCAAUACUGAACUAUGUGUAGUAGAAGCUAAACAAGAAAAGAUAAAACAGUUUGAUGAAUAUGAAUAAGUACUUUGCAUGCAAGUUCGUAUAUAUUAUAAAACAAAAUGUUUUAAAUAUUAUAUGAACGUGCCAUUUGUAAGACCUUUUAAAAGUGAUCAAAUUUUAUUUUUUUUUUUUAUAUGGACUAUAUUACUAUUUUAUCUAUGAAAUAUCUCGAAAGUUAACUUACUCGAAAUGUCUGGAAGCAGGAGUCAUUUCUAAAUUAAAUUCAGCAACGGGAAUGCCUCGAUUCGCUGCUUGGGGUGCAAACAUUGCUGCAGGAUACACAAUAGAUGAUGUACCGAUAACUAGGCAAACGUCACAAUUCUCAACAGCAUUAACUAGUAUUAUAAGGCAAAACCAAACAUAUUUUUAUUUUAUUAAACCAUUAUACGUAUGUGUAUAUAUAUAUAUAUUUUUUAUAUGAACCAAAAAUUUUAAACUAAAUUGUUAUAAUUCCAUAUUGUGAUACAAUAUAUUAUUAAAAGAUUUAUUUUAUAAUGUACAUCUAUUUAUGUACAGAAGUACUUACAGGCCUGUUUAAGUACAUCUUCAUUUAAAUUUUCACCGAACCAUACAAUAUGUGGUCUUAACAAACCUUUACAAUUUGUUUUCUGACAUCUUGGUAAAUCUUUUUUUGGAAUAUCAGAUACCAUAAUCUUUGGAUCUGGAGAUCUGCAUAUGUUUAUAAGAAUUGUAGAUCAAUGUGAGUUGAUUUAUCUACAUUUUACAAAAUUACACUUUACCCCUUUCCUUCUAAUGCAGGACAUAUUGGGAUAUUUUUAUUUGCAGAAACCUCGUGGCAAACUGUACAACGGGUUUUAAAAAGUGAACCAUGAAGCUCUAUUACGUUUUUCGCUCCAGCUCUUUGAUGAAGUUCAUCAAUGUUUUGUGUUACAAUAGUAACAUUUUUACCAGCUUUUAAACUACGGUCUUGAAAAGUUGCUAUUGCUUCGUGAGCCUAAAAACUGCAGUUUGUAAAUACUGUGACCGAAUAUCAAAAGAAAUGAUUACCUGUGUA